AUCUCCAAGCGGUGCUCAGUCUUACAUCGCCGGUCGUAGUCGAUAUCUCUCAAAAAAUCUCUCUAAAAUGAAGUACUUUGGUGUUAUUGUGAUGGUCUUGUGCUUUUUGGGCGCUGCUUUGGCCCAGAGGAAGAAUCCUAUUUGUGCACAGGAGUUUGGCGUUAUUGGACACUGCCGUGGACUACUUCCUCAUUGGUCUUAUAAUCAAGAAAGUGGUCAGUGCUUAGAAUUCAACUACAGUGGCUGCGGAGGAUCGGACAAUCGAUUUGAAACCCAGGAAGCUUGCGAACAGAACUGCAAACCCCAAAUUUUGUAACUCCCAACUAAAGUUGUUAUGUGAAUAAAGUUUUUGUUAUUUUUAAUGUA
Drosophila ananassae is the source of this 366-nucleotide messenger RNA. Its product is annotated as boophilin-G2. NCBI's taxonomy places the organism in Eukaryota, Metazoa, Arthropoda, Insecta, Diptera, Drosophilidae. Gene Ontology annotation, molecular function: serine-type endopeptidase inhibitor activity. The transcript is spliced from 2 exons. Bases 68 to 316 code for a protein of 82 amino acids. The record is from RefSeq and is a predicted model, not a curated record.